GAGGCACUUCUUUUGUCGCUCCAAUUGCUUCAACCACGACGACGGUUUAAGGCUUCGACGAUUGCCUACGCCAUCAAUUCCGAAAAUGCUCUCCCGAUCGUCCCUCGCAAGAAACGCGCAGCAGGCGUUGAGGCGCUCCGCCGCCUCCAGCUUGACCCAGCAGCGCGGUUUUGCUGCUGCUGCUUCAAGCGGUGCCUUCCAGACUGCCGACUCCAAUGGCUUGAAGAUUGCAUCUCGCGAUGCUCAUGGCCCUACUACCACACUGGCUGUCGUUGCCAAGGCCGGUACUCGUUACCAGCCUCUCCCCGGCCUGACCGUCGGUCUCGAGGGAUUCGCCUUCAAGACCACCCAGCGACGAUCUGCCCUCCGAAUUGCUCGCGAGUCUGAGCUCCUUGGUGGCCAAUUGACCGCCUCGCACACCCGCGAAGGCCUCGUCGUCCAGGCUAGCUUCCUCCGCUCCGACCUCCCCUACUUCGCUGAGCUCCUUGCCGAGGUCGUCACCAUGACCAAGUACACCACUCACGAGUUCCACGAGGAGAUUGAGCGUGUCCUUCGCCUUAAGCAGGCUUCUCUGAACUCCGACGUUGCCGCCAUCGCCCUCGACAACGCUCACUCCGUUGCCUUCCACUCCGGCCUUGGCUCCUCCAUCUACCCUUCGGCGUCGACCCCCUACCAGAAGUACCUCAACGAGGAGUACAUCGCCAGCUAUGCCGACGUUGUUUACACCCAGCCUAACGUCGCUCUGGUUGCUGACGGCGCCUCUGCGGAAUCUCUCUCUCGCUGGGCUGGUCAGUUCUUCAAGGGCCUUCCUGCUGCUGCCCAGAGCGGCCAAAGCCUAAAGACUGAGACUACCAAGUACUUUGGUGGCGAGCAGCGCACCAGCCACGCCGCUGGCAACUCCAUGGUCAUUGCUUUCCCUGGCUCUGACAUUGCCGGCUCCAAGCCCGAGCUUGACGUUCUUGCUUCUCUUCUUGGUGGCAAGUCGACCAUCAAGUGGGCUCCCGGCUACAGCCUUCUCUCCAAGGCCACCGCAUCCCUAUCUGGCCUCUCUGUUUCUGCCUCUAACUUGGCCUACUCUGAUGCUGGUCUCCUUAACAUCCAGCUCACCGGUAACGCCGCCUCUGUCCGCAAGGCUGCCGAGGAGACUGUCAAGGCUCUUAAGAGUGUUGCUGAUGGCUCCGUGAGCAAGGAUGACGUUACCAAGGCCAUUGCCAAUGCCAAGUUCGAUGCGCUUGAGAAGGGUCAGCUCCGCAACGAGAGCAUCCACCUCGCCGGCGUCGGUAUCCUCAACGGCGGCCAGCCUCUCGAUGCCGCUGCUGUCACUAAGUCUUUUGACUCUGUCACCGCUGAUAAGCUCAAGGCUGCUGCCAAGACUCUUCUUGAGAGCAAGGCCACCGUUACUACCGUUGGUGACCUCUUCAUUCUGCCAUACGCCGAGGAAAUUGGCCUGCGAGCAUAA
Messenger RNA from [Torrubiella] hemipterigena, 1459 nucleotides. The record is from the annotation of a GenBank genome assembly. Lineage: Eukaryota; Fungi; Ascomycota; Sordariomycetes; Hypocreales; Clavicipitaceae.